Messenger RNA from Prunus armeniaca (apricot), 765 nucleotides. Lineage: Eukaryota; Viridiplantae; Streptophyta; Magnoliopsida; Rosales; Rosaceae. The record is from the annotation of a GenBank genome assembly.
AUGAAAAAGAAAGAUAAACAUGAAGAAAUACAUGCUCCGUUGCAAAAUAAUAAAAAAAGACAAGAAGAAAAAUAUACACCACAUUGCAAAACUCUAAUGUCAGUUGAUAGUUCAUUUGGAAAGCUUCCUGAUCAUCUCCUAAUAGAAAUUUUCAUUCGAGUUCCUGUCUCGGAGUGGGCACAAAUAUCCUGUGUCAAAAAACAGUGGGCCAAUCUGUUUCGUGGAGAAUGCUUGUGGCAAGCUGCUCUUGCUACAACAUAUCCUUUGGCUAACCAAGCUAAAAGGUGGCCUGGACCUAUCCCUCGAGGGUUGAGCAAGAGGAGAUUUGCAGCUUUAUAUGUCAGUAAACAUAUCUUUUCUCUGGAUGGUGAGAUUGAUGAGAUUGUGGGCCAUACAUAUUUAUUUCUAAAAGAGCAGCUUGAGCUUUCAACUAUGCCACCCUCUUCUAGCAUACUGCAUGGAACCAUAAUAGAUCAGUUUAUUGCUUGUGGUAAAUCGAGAGACAUGGCUCAUGAUCUUGCUUCCCAGAUCUGGCUGGCUGUUCUUGACAAUUUAGAGGAAAAUGAGCACACUUUUCAAAUACUUAAACGCCUCGCACAAGAGGGGGAUUGUUUUGUUUUAGUGGUGGAGAAUAUGGAUGAUACUGUAGGAGAAAUUACCUGUCAUCCGCUGCUAAUUCAUUCACAUUCAGCAGAUUACUAUGAUGUGUUGGCUUGCGCAAAGACCAAAUUUCAGCCAAUACCAUCCAUUUGGUUAGGUUACUGA